AUGGGUGAUCGCUUCUUUGAUCGUGACUUUUCCAGCGGUGGCAGCGGUGGCUUUGAUCGCCGUGGCCGUGGUGGCUACCAGCAGCGCGACAACCGCGGCUUUCAGGACCGUAACGGUGGUGGCCGUCGGCCCUCGCUUCCCAUCCCCGACGAACCUCCCUUUGAGGUUUUUGUUGGCAACCUUUUUGACGGUAUUGUCGAGGGCGAUUUUGAACAGUACAUCUUCCCCGAUGCCAAGAUUCGAUCAAUCCGUAUGGUCCGUGACCGCAUGACCAACAAGUUCAAGGGCAUCGCUUUUGUUGAGUUUGAAGACCGCCAAUCGCUUGUGGCCGCUCUUGAGCUCGAUGGCGUUGAAGUGAACGAGCGUCGCAUUCGUGUGAACGUGUCCGAGGGCAAGGGCAAGCGCGGUGAUCGCAAGAAUUUCCGUGAAGGCUCGGCUGGCGGUCCACCCUCUGGUGGCCCUCCUCAUGGCGGCCAGGGCGGUCGCUUCCAGGAUCGCCCCCAACAUGAUCGUCGUGACGGUGGUUACGAGCGCCGCGACGGCGGCUACGAGCGCCGUGAUGGUGGCUAUGGACGCCGUGAUGGUGGCUUUGACGGUCGCGGCCGCAGCAGCGCCUCUGAAGACCUCAAGCCAGCUUCAACCACUCCGGCUCCAGGCCGCCCUCGCCUGCAAUUGAAAAAGCGCACUGUUGACACCCCCGUCGGUGCCGUGAGCGAGACCGACAGCGCUGUUUUCGGCGGUGCCAAGCCCAAGGAAGAGAAGGAGGACGCUGCCAACUAA
Monosiga brevicollis MX1 is the source of this 780-nucleotide messenger RNA. RefSeq lists its product as uncharacterized. The coding region runs from base 1 to 780 and encodes 259 amino acids. The transcript has 8 exons. The record is from RefSeq and is a predicted model, not a curated record. Gene Ontology annotation, molecular function: RNA binding. NCBI's taxonomy places the organism in Eukaryota, Choanoflagellata, Craspedida, Salpingoecidae.